Messenger RNA from Mya arenaria, 1325 nucleotides. RefSeq lists its product as uncharacterized. The coding region runs from base 189 to 1325 and encodes 378 amino acids. The record is from RefSeq and is a predicted model, not a curated record. The transcript is spliced from 6 exons. NCBI's taxonomy places the organism in Eukaryota, Metazoa, Mollusca, Bivalvia, Myida, Myidae.
CUGCAGUCCUAGUGAUGUAUUGAUGCAACUAACACCAAAGGUCUUGGCAGGAUGGUUAAUGACUCGGCUAAACCAAACUGUAAGGUAAAAAAGAUCAUGACUGACAAGCCACGGUUGUGGCUGUAUUCCAUAAAAGACAUACACCCAGGAGAGCAGCUUACCUUUGACUAUGGUGUAAAAGAUGCUCCAUGGAGAAAGCGAAAGACAGUGACUCUGCCCCCAAAGUAGAUGUAGGUCAUGAUGACAGUGAUGAUGGUGACGAUGAUUACGACCAAGAUGACAGAGAGGAUGACUUUGGAGUACGUAAGAAGAAACUAAAGAUGGCUUCUACAAGUACGUCAAAACCAACAGUAAAACCCAAACUGGCAGCAGCAAAAACAGAAGGAAUGGCAACAAAUACCAUUACUACAAAGCCAACAGACAGUGACUCUGCCCCCAAAGUAGAUGUAGGUCAUGAUGACAGUGAUGAUGGUGACGAUGAUUACGACCAAGAUGACAGAGAGGAUGACUUUGGAGUACGUAAGAAGAAACUAAAGAUGGCUUCUACAAGUACGUCGAAACCAACAGUAAAACCCAAACUGGCAGCAGCAAAAACAGAAGGAAUGGCAACAAAUACCAUUACUACAAAGCCAACAGAAGAUACUGAGAGCUUGGUAGCUUCCAGUACAGACCAAGAACAGAGCGACAGUGAACUGGACAAUGGUGAUUUUAAACAAAGCAUGGCCAUUCAAGAAGCCAAUGAUGAAAGGUGGUCUGAUGAAGAUAUAAGUCUUGAGGAUAGUGGUGAUGAAUAUAUACCCCCUGUGAGCAGUGACUUUACAUACAGUGAGGAAGACAUUGUGGAUGCUGAUGCCCAAUAUAAAGAACAGUUAGAUGAGUCAUAUAAUGCUGAAGAACAUGUGUCGGACAGCACAAGUGAUUCUGAUGUUAUUCCUAUAGAGCAGGAGUUAGUAAAUAAGUUGACAAAACCGAAUUUAACUAUAAUGCAAUCAAAAAAGAAAGAGGAUGGCACUCGAAUAUGGGACAAAAAACACUGUUGUCAAUACUGCAUGAAGUUGGUGGCAAAACUGCCCCGACACUUUGAGCAAAAACAUAAGCACGAGUUUGAGGUGGAACAAGUUCUGUCUCUUCCGAAAAAGUCCCCUGCCAGGAAAGAGAAGUUGCGAGAAUUAAUGAAUGCUGGAGACUUUUUACAUAAUAAGAAUGUGAUUGCUAAACAAACAGGAAACUUGAUCCCUUUCAAGAGACCAAAAGAAGAAGAUUCAAGUAGGGCUAGCGACUAUGUCACUUGUAGCCAGUGUUUGGGCUUGUUUUUUAGGACGUGA